Triticum turgidum subsp. durum (durum wheat) is the source of this 702-nucleotide messenger RNA. Lineage: Eukaryota; Viridiplantae; Streptophyta; Magnoliopsida; Poales; Poaceae. The record is from the annotation of a GenBank genome assembly.
AUGUACUCUGAAACCUCCACCGAUGGGCUGAACGAGGUGCCUUUCUCACUUGAGGACCCGGAUUACAAGGGCCUUGAGCUAGAUCUGAUGGCGUUCUGCGAGAAGCAUGGGAAGCCAUCAGAGAGGCUUGUUGCGUUUGAAGGAACAAUGACUGGGAGAAGUGUUGCUCAAUUUCAGUUCAGUGCAGCCAUAGGUUGUCUCAAUGGUAGGAGUAAUGCACAUGGCUGCUUAGCAACUGCUAAGUUGAAUGGAGUGUUACUCUUCUGCCUGGAAGGUCAGAAUUGUGGGUUUGUUCAAUGGGUUGAUGAGCAGUGGCCCCCAACAAUGGAGAAUGCAUUGUUGAAGCUUUGGUCAAUGGUUGAAGAGAGCAAGUGUGCUAGGGUGAAUGAUAAUCUUAAAAGUGCUUUAACUAUUUACCAGUUGACAGAAGAAAAGAACAAGCUGGAUGCAGACUAUGAUAAGUUGGUGAAAGAUGUGCAUCAACUUGUGGAUAUGCAGGAGGAUAGGGUUGUGGAUUUCAGUUAUCUGCAGUCCAACAUCACAUAUCAGCAGGAAUGCAGAGCUGAGUUGGUUGCUGGUAUGAAGGCAGAAAUGGCAAAGAAAGAUGCAGCUACAGAGAAGCUUCAACAGAGAUAUGAAAUCUUGUGCAACCUGACAAGUGCUCAAGCAACUGUCAUCCAAAACCUGAAGUUGAAGAUAUGA